Molecule: messenger RNA, 1410 nt
Organism: Fusarium coffeatum
Lineage: Eukaryota; Fungi; Ascomycota; Sordariomycetes; Hypocreales; Nectriaceae
Exons: 8
Coding region: 1-1410 (469 amino acids)
Biological process (GO): biosynthetic process
Molecular function (GO): pyridoxal phosphate binding
Source: RefSeq, a predicted model, not a curated record
AUGUCUUUUAGCGGACGCAAGUUCUCUAUCAACCGCCAUACUGGCGAACCCAAGCCCAAGGUGCUCACCCGCCGUUUCAGUACCACCGAACCUUCGAUGAACGAAUACCAAUCCAAGGUCCAUCGUCAGUUCCGAAACGCCCAUGAGGGUCACAUGCCUCACGCCGGCCUCGACGCCAGCCGAUCAUCCACUGGUGUUAUCUGGUGCACAGAGCGAGCCUCCGAGUAUGGCUACCUCGACGACCCUGAUGCCUGGGCCAACCUUGGCCAGGGUGCUCCCGAAGUCGAGGACGACAUCGAAGGUUGUUUCCCCCGCCCGGACACCAUUAACGUCUCUAUGGCCGGCCGAGAGUACGGUCCUACAGCUGGUAUCAAGCCCCUGAGAGAGGCUGUUGCGAAGCUCUACAACGAGGCUCACCGACAGGGCAAGGAGAGUCAGUAUACCUGGGAGAACGUUGCUAUCGUUCCUGGUGGCCGUGCUGGUCUCAUCCGUAUCGCUGCUGUCUUGGGCAACUCAUACCUGUCCUUCUUCUUGCCUGAUUACACGGCUUACAAUGAAAUGCUGAGUCUUUUCAAGAACUUUGCUGCCAUUCCCGUGCCCCUGUCUGAGGAGGACGGCUACCAUAUUCACCCCGACAAGAUUGCUGAAGAGAUUGCUCGUGGUACUUCCGUUAUCCUCACAUCAAACCCUCGCAACCCUACCGGUCGUGUGAUUGUCAACCCCGAACUUGCCGAGAUCCAAGACUUGUGUCGAGACCGUGCGACAUUCAUCUCCGAUGAAUUCUAUUCCGGAUACUACUACGCCGACAACUGCUCGGGAAGCACCAUCAGUGCUGCUGAGAACGUUGAGGAUGUUAACGAGGAUGAUGUCCUGAUCAUUGAUGGUCUUACCAAGCGCUUCCGCCUGCCUGGCUGGAGAAUUGCCUGGAUCUUGGGACCUAAGGAGUACAUUAAUGCUAUUGGUUCAUGUGGUUCUUACCUGGACGGUGGUGCCUCGCAUCCUUUCCAGGAGGCCGCUAUUCCUAUGCUCGAGCCCGAACUUGUUCGCAAUGAGAUGAUCCACCUUCAGUCUCACUUCAGAGAAAAGCGUGACUUUGUUGUUCGACGUCUCCGUGAGAUGGGCUUCGUCAUCAAGUACGUGCCCGACUCGACCUUCUACCUCUGGCUCAACCUCGAGGGUCUCCCCGACUCUAUUGCCGACGGUCUCAACUUCUUCCAGGCCUGUCUGGAGGAGAAGGUCAUCGUGGUGCCUGGUAUCUUCUUUGAUCUCAACCCUUCGCGCCGUCGUGACCUUUUCGACUCCCCUUGCCAUCACUUCGUGAGACUGUCAUACGGUCCUCGUAUGGACAUUCUCAAGAUGGGAAUGGACGCCAUCGAGCGUGUUGUUACCAAGCACCGCAAGCUUCACUAA